Messenger RNA from Oncorhynchus keta (chum salmon), 2985 nucleotides. RefSeq names its product putative nuclease HARBI1. NCBI's taxonomy places the organism in Eukaryota, Metazoa, Chordata, Actinopteri, Salmoniformes, Salmonidae. Bases 1561 to 2598 code for a protein of 345 amino acids. The record is from RefSeq and is a predicted model, not a curated record. The transcript has 7 exons.
ACAUGGCGUCUGUCACGCCCUGGGGCCUGUUGCACAAAAGUAGAAUUAAGACAUCCGGGAUAAAUGACUCAGCUGAGCUCAAUGAAGCCAAAACAUGUGCGUCCAGGCUUAAUUGGUUGCACAAAGACCAAGCCAGGAUGAGCAGACACGGAUUCAUUAAGCCAGGUGAAACCAAUCCUGGAUAGGUGCGCGCUCACGGCUCACUCAAAUAGACCCCGCCACAGAUCACAGAUUAACUGAUUUACCAUGGCAACUAGAGCCGCGUACUUUUCCCCGUCGGAAGCACAAAUCCUCAUGGAGGCAUACGAGGAGGUAAAAGAUAUAAUUAAGAAGAAAGGCAACACCGCCACAGUGAUAAAGCAAAGAGAAAAAGCGUGGCAAAGUAUUGCAGACCGCCUGAAUGCAUUAAACAUGAACGGGCCAAAACGGACAUGGCAGCAGGUCAAAAUCAAAUACAAGAACAUUCUGCAGAAUGGUAUGGUCCCUGACUAAUAUUUAACAAAGCACAAGCAUAUAUUGUACCCAGAAGGUGCCUGCUCACACAUUGUCUGUACUGUUUUAGCAGUGAAAAAGAAUACCCACAGACAAGGCACGGGUGGUGGGUCACCAAAGGCUGACCUUACCCCAGCAGAGGACAUGGCCUUGGAGCUAAAUAAAGGCAGGCCCGUCUUAGAGGGGAUCCCUGGGGGAAAGAGACGAGCAUAGGUUCCUCCCAAGAUGCCACCCGCUUCAUUCAAGUGUCUGGCAGCACUGUGUUCCUGUUAGAGCCACCAGCACAAGCACCAGACGAUGCUGAUCCAGUGAGUACUCCAUCAAAGGCAUACUGUAGGCCUGGCAUGUCUUGUCUACUAGCUUCAAUAUGAAUCCGAUUAAAUGUGAUAGGGUGAAGGCCCCAGUGCAGCAGCAACAGCACAUGAUGGAGACGAUGAUGAUGAGGAGGAGACCAUCUCUCUGGAUUCCAGAAGGCACGAGGUAUCAUGGUAAGACUGUGAAAGUACUAUUUACUCUACAAUGGUGAGGAGUCCUCAUCAAAAUCAAAAAAUCUCAUUUCUUUUACAGGACCCAGAUGCUAUACAGUGGGAAAACCAGCCUGGCAACAUAGUGCGUAUUAAUAAAAGGACACCACAUCCUGCCAAAUUCCAGCUGCGCUAAUUGUAUUGUGUUCACAGAGCUCACAAGCUAUCAGAAAGUUGUAUGGCAACCACCUCCGGCGCCAAAUAGAACUGGCAGACAUAGACAUUCAGUACAAGAAGAAAAAGAUGGAAAAUCUUGCACUGGAGUCCGAAAUAAAAAAGAGGACAAUUAGGAAACUGGACCUUGAAAUAAAAAAACUUGAGAGGGAGCUCCAAGAAGAUGACACAGCUCAAAAUAAAAAUUAGGUAUAUUCUCGUAAAGUCAAGUGAGCCAUGACAUAUGAGCUCUUAUUGUGAGCACACAGGACGGUGGCAUCUUUCUAAGGUUUUUUUUAUUUUCCCAGCAAUCAGUACAACCAAGUCAUCGUUAUAAGGCAUCGCCCUCUUUUGCCCACCCCCCCAGCACCAGGUGUGGCCACUAGCCUAUAUGAAGGCCCAAAAUUGUGUGUUCCUUUCUGCUCUGACAAUGGCAUGCCCAUUCGUGCGAGAUGUGGUGGAUGAAGAAGCACUUGUGCUGAGGAGAGCCUUCAGGCGAGAAAGGGUCUUCAGGGACCGGUUGGACCCACUGGCCUUCCCUGACGACCAUCUAUAUGAAAGAUACAGGUUUUCUGCAGAUGGCAUCAGGUAUCUAUGCAGACUACUGGGUCCCAGGAUUAAGCACCGCACUGCACGGAGCCAUGCACUGAGUGUGGAGCAAAUGGUUUGUGUGGCCUUGCGCUUUUUUGCUAGUGGAGCCUUCCUGUACUCAGUGGGGGAUGCAGAACAGCUGAACAAGGCCACAAUUUGCCGCACAAUAAGGAGUGUGUGUCUGGCUAUCAAAGCAUUAGCAGAUGUCUUCAUCUCCUUCCCUGGCCACAGAAGACUCUGUGACAUCAAAGAGGAGUUCUAUAGGAUUGCAGGUUUCCCCAAUGUCAUUGGUGCAGUGGACUGCACACACAUAAGGAUAAAAGCCCCCUCAGGUGCCCAUGAGGCCGAUUUUGUGAAUAGGAAAUCCUUUCACAGCAUUAAUGUUCAGAUGGUCUGCAAUGCUGACUGUGUGAUCAGCAAUGUUGUGGCAAAAUGGCCUGGCUCAGUCCAUGACUCCAGAAUCUUUCGGGCCUCUGAAAUCUAUCAGUGCCUAUCACAAGGUGAAUUCUCUGGUGUGUUGCUGGGAGACAGGGGGUAUGGCUGCCAGCCUUUUCUCUUGACACCUUUCACAGACCCCCAGGAAGCACAGCAGGCCUACAACCAUGCCCAUGCCAGGACCAGGGCCAGAGUUGAAAUGACCUUUGGCCUCCUGAAGGCACGCUUUCACUGCCUUCACAAAUUAAGGGUCAGCCCUGUUAGGGCAUGUGAUAUUACUGUGGCUUGUGCUGUCCUCCACAAUGUGGCCUGCCUGAGGAAGGAGAGGGCCCCCAGAGUGCCACCAGCCAUGGACUGGGACAAUCCGGCAAUCUUCCCUGAUGACGACAGUGGUCCAAUAUAGGGACCAAUAGGUGUUGAAUUAUUUUAGUUAGUAUGUGUGCUUUCAAUUUUGGUUAAAUAUGUCCUGCGGUGGCAGAGGAAUUUGGGUUUUUUUGGGUUCGUUUUUUUACGAAUUUGGCCUCUUAUGAUGUUUGUGCGGUAUACUGUGUAUAAUACAAGGCUGCAGGGAGGCUACUGCAUCCAUUCAUUUGUCUGUUCAGUUGAUGUGUAUGGAUUUGUCCUGCAUUUAUUUUAGUGUGCAGACAUGCAGGGUGUGUUAUAUACAGACCUUUGAAUGUGUAUGUAUCAUUUUGUAUAAUAUGCUUGGAUUCUGUGCUUUCCAUCUUGUAGAGUCACUGUGACUUCAGUUUCGAAAGGAGCUGAUGGUUUACCUGCUUUGUUUUGUCCU